Doryrhamphus excisus (bluestripe pipefish) is the source of this 7557-nucleotide messenger RNA. It is a transcript of the gene tprb, whose product is annotated as translocated promoter region b, nuclear basket protein. Lineage: Eukaryota; Metazoa; Chordata; Actinopteri; Syngnathiformes; Syngnathidae. Gene Ontology annotation, cellular component: nuclear pore. Gene Ontology annotation, molecular function: structural constituent of nuclear pore. The record is from RefSeq and is a predicted model, not a curated record. Gene Ontology annotation, biological process: mRNA export from nucleus; protein import into nucleus; regulation of mitotic spindle assembly.
CAAAUCGCAGCACUGCGCUUGCGCGUUGGAGCCACGGAAAAAUGGCGGCAUCGUUGCUGCUGCAAGAUUUGGAUAGUUCCGAGCUAGCAAAGCUAUCAAAAGGGACUCUGGACAAACUUGAGAAGAUCCUGUCAGAUCAACGAUAUGAAAUCGACACUUUGAAAACUCAACGGGAGCAAUUCAGGGUCGACAGCGAGCAACAUUUCUUUGAAAAGGUAAAACAGCUUGGUCAGUGUCAGGAAGAUUUUUUGACCCAGACUCAAGAGCACAGUAAACUUAAAGAAGAGUUGACGAAAAUCGAGGACGAACUCAAAAGUGUCCGUGAAAAAAACCAGCAAUAUGAAACCGCUCAGGAGAAGUUGUCAUCACAACAGGCUACCAUGUGCAAAACCAAAGAACAACUGGAGGCACAAAAGCUUGAACUUGUGCGGACACUUGAAAGGAGAGCCCUGGAAGUGGAGCAUUUAAACGAUGACUUGAGGCAACUGAACGACAAGUUGGUGGAGGUCAGCGCCUCCAAAAUGUCUCUGCAGCUGAGAGUUGAUGAACUUGAAGCCACUGAAGUCAACAUCAAAUACAAGGAGAAACGUAUGGAGCAAGAAAAAGAGCUGCUAAAUGGACAAACAUCUUGGCUGAAUGAGGAAUUGAAAGCCAAAAGUGAAGAACUUUUGAACCUGUCCCGACAGAAGGGUAAUGAGAUCCUGGAGCUGAAAUGCAGCCUGGAGAACAAAAAGGACGAGUUGAACAGAGUCCAGGAACAAGUGGCCAGUCUCAAGACAUUCAGUGAAAACUAUCAAAAACUGAAUGAGGACCUGAUCCAGAAGCUGAAAGAAGCAAAGGAGCAGCAAUCUAACAUGGAGGAAAAAUUCCAAAAUGAACUGAACGCCAACAUAAAAAUUUCCAAUUUAUACAAGGGAGCGGCAGCUGAUGCCGAGGCGAAAAGCGAGGAGCUGAGUCGAGCGGUGGACGAGUUGCAUAAACUGCUGCAAGAGGCAGGAGAAGCCAACAAAGCUCUUGAAGAGCAUUUCCAAGCAACCAAAGCUGCUUCAGACAAGACUGCCGUCGAGCUAAAAGAGAGAAUCGAAGUACUUGAGAAGGAAUUGGACAAUGCCAACGAUCUCCUGUCUAACUCUAAACUAAGAGGUCCAGUUGGCACAUCAUCUGUGCUCACCGAGGAGCAAAUGACAACAGUGUCUCCUACGGCGACCGCAGUGGCGAAAAUAAAACCCGGAAUGAAGCUAACCGAGUUGUAUACUGCCUACGUCGAAAGCCAGGAGCAGCUGCAGUUGGAGCGCUUGGAGAAUAAGCGGGUUAACAAGUAUCUGGAUGACAUCGUGCAGGAAGUGGAGGCAAAGGCCCCCAUUCUGAAACGGCAGCGGGAUGAGCAUGAGCGCAUGCAGAAAUCGGUGGCCAGUCUGUCGGCCAAACUGGAGCAGGCUGUUAAGGAGGUGCACCGCCUGCAGAAUGAAACCGAUGAAGCCAACAAGCGUGCCACUGUUUUAGAAAGGGGCAAUCGAAGGUGUGAUUUACAGCUCGCGGAUCUUUCUCAGCAGGUUCGUGUGCUCCUCAUUGAGCUGGAGGAGGCCCGGGGAAACCAUGUGAUUCUCGAUGAGGACUUGAGCUCGGGAGACGUCAGCAGCACCUCGGAGGUCAUCAGUCAACACCUGGUGACUUUCCGAAGCGUGGAAGAGUUGCAGAAGCAGAAUCAGCGUCUUCUGGUGGCCCUCAGGGAUCUCGGCGAUGCCCAAGAGAAAGAAGAGUUGGAAGCCUCUAGCACCAAGCGCGUUGAGGUGGAGAAGAGUUUGGAGAACACGCUGGUUGAGGUGGAGUCGCUGAGGGAGCAACGCAGCCAGCAGAUUAAGAUGACCGAGUCCAUCAUGAGGCAGAGGGACAUGUACCGUGUGCUGUUGGCCCAAGCAACAGGAGUCAGCUUCCCCCAGCAAGGUACAUUACCCGAGGAGCUCACCCUCACAUCCACCCCCCGGCGUUCACCCGCGGCCACUCCCACCACGGGGACACCCACGACGCUUGUUUCCAUGGCAACCGAUUCGGCUGAAGCAUUGGAGGCCAAGGCAGCCUUGCGACAGUUGCAGGAGGUGUUUUCUUCCUACAAGAAGGAGCGAGAAGAGAGUGACAGGGCAUUGACCAAGCAGAAUGACAAACUCCUGGAGCAGCUGUCAGACCUGCGCUCCCAGAAUGCCAAGACGGCGACGCAGCUGGAGUUUGCGUCCAAGAGGUAUGAGAUGCUACAGGUUAAUGUCGAGGGAUACAGGAAAGAGAUUGCUUCACUCCGAGAGAAAGAGCAAAAGAUGGCCACCGCCACGCAGAACCACGAGAAAAGCAUCCAUACGUUAACUGAGGAUCUAAGAGCUGCUCGGGAAAGGCUUUCAAUGGCGGAGGGUCUUGCUGAAGGUCUCCGUAAAGAACGAGACAUGCUGAAGCUGAUUGAGUCAAAGUUGAACGACGAGAAGGAGAAAAUCCUGAGCCAGCAGCAAAGCCAGAAGAUGGUGCUGACCAACCUUCAGGCUAUUCAGGCCACACUUGAGCGUUCGGAUACCGACACACGUCAGCGUCUCAACAGUCACAUCGAGAAGCAGGAACGAGAGAUCUCCCAGCUGCAGAAGAGGUUGGAACACGAGGUGGAACAGCGGCAUUUGCUGAGCAGGAACCAGGAAAUUCAGGUACUGGAAGCAAAGCGACAAAUGGAGACCCAGACGGCGCUACACCAGCGGACUAAAGAGAUGCUGAAUGCCGCGGAGGUAGAGCUCAACUCUCUCAGAGGGCAGCAAGGUAGCAGCGAACCACGUCAUAUCCUGGGCUCCCCCACCACGCCUAUAACCAGAGGCUUACAAGCUUCAAGUCAAGACCGCGACGACCUUCAGAGUCGCAUGCUACAGACUGAAGCACGGGCACAGGAGCUGGCAGAGAGCCUGAGGGCCACCACCUCCAGCAUGGAGCAGUACCGAGCCAUGGCUCAGAGUCUGGAGGAAUCCCUGGAGAAAGAGAAACAGGUUACUGAGCAGGCCCGUGCCUCCAUUGAAAUUUGUAUGAAGGAAGCUGAGGAGCACAACCGCAGACUUGAGGAGAAGCUUCUGGAAGCAGAGAAGGAGAAACUGAAUAUUGCAGAGGAACAUACGAAGGCCAUUGCCUCUUUGAAUGAGCAGAUGGAUGGUCUUAGAAGGAAUAUUAGCAGCGCCCAAACAGAACUUCAGACGGCGCUGCAGCGUUUAUCAGCUGCCGAAGCCCAGCAGCAACAGUCUUUACAAGACAGCCAGGAGCAGGCUAAACUGGCAGCCGAAGCACAAGAUAAGUAUGAGCAGGAGAUGAUGCUGCACGCAGCAGAUGUGAAGGCUCUCCAGGAUGCCAAGACUCAGGCCCUGCAGGCCGCUGAGCUCCGGCAUCAACUGGAGGAAAGAUCCCAGAGAGUCAAUGCUGAGCUAAUGGAGGCUAGAAUCUCCUGGGGGGAGCAGGAAAAGAUCCUCAAGGAGGAGAUGUCCAAGAUAGAGAAACGCUAUGAAGAGUUGCAGAGGCAGAACGCACUCCUGCAUGAGCAAAUCCAGACAAUGAGCGGCAAAAUGGCUGAGAAUUUGCAGCGUGCUGCAAGCGACAGUCCGCUGAACAUCUCUCUCUCUGAAGAGGGCAAGUCUGAAGACCAAGUCCUAGAGAUUCUAAGGUUUGUGCGGCGUGAAAAGGAGAUUGCAGAGUCUCGUUAUGAGUUUGCUCAAGGGGAGAGUCUGCGCUACCGCGUCAGGGUUGAGCACCUGGAGCAAGAGCUCAAAGAGCUGCAGGACACCUUGAGUGCUGCUCGAGAGAAGAUGCAGGUGACGGCAAAGACCUUGGCCCAGCAUGAUGAGCUUAUGAAAAAGACAGAAACUAUGAGCAUCCUAAUGGAGACAAACAAGAUGCUUCGAGAAGAGAAGGAAAAACUGGAGCAGGAAAUGCAGCAAAUCCAAGCAAAGGUCCAAAAGUUGGAGUCAGACGUUUUACCACAGCAGCAGGCAAACGUCGAACUGAGUGAGAAGAGUGGCGUUCUGCAAAUGGAGAAGAAAAUACUGGAGGAGGAGAUCAAGCGCUGGAAGGCUCGGGCACAGUACUUGGUUAGCCAGCAGAAAGAUUCCGAUCCAGAGGAGUACAAGCGUCUACACUCGGAGAAGGAAGUACACCUUAAACGUAUUCAGCAGCUCACUGAAGAGAACAGCAGGAUCAAAGCAGAAGUUACCAGAACCGGCAAUCUCACAGCAUCCCAGCAAAGCCAAAUACAAAACUUGCUUGACAAUUUGAGUAAGAUAACUGAAGAGAGAAAUGUCCUCAAAGAGGAUGUAGCCACAAAGACUCUGGAAAUCCAGGAGAAGGUGAAGACCAUUACCCAAGUCAAGAAGAUCGGACGCCGCUACAAGACUCAAUACGAUGAGCUCAAAGUACAACACAGCAAGGUGGUAGCUGAAGCUGCAGGCCCAUCCAAAGACGAGGAGACUCGUCAAGCCUCUGUUCAGGAACUGCAGAGCCUUCGAGACUCCCUGAGCCAGGCUGAGACCAGGAUUAAAGACCUGGAGGGACAGCUGGAGAACAUCAACAGGGUGGUUGCAGAGCGUGAAACUGAGGUGCACAAUUCCCAGGAAGAGUCAUCCAGACUGAGACAGGAGCUGCAGGACAAAUCCAAGCAGAUGGCCGACAAGGAGGAGAAGACUAAGAAGGCGAUUGUUUUUGCCAAGCAGAGGAUCAGCCAGCUCACAAACACCAAAGACGAGCUGCAGAGGGAAAACGAGGAGCUCAAACAGCAACGCGAGGAGUUAGAGGUGCGCGUAAGCGCCAUCAAGUCCCAGUACGAGGGACGCUUUAAUCGACAGGAGCGAGAACUGCGAGAACUACGAGGUCAGCAAGAGAGACAAGAGCAAAGGGAUGAACCAGCUGAGGCGGGUCCAAGCAAAACUCAGGAGCAACAGAGGAGCACGGAACAGAGACAGAUCAGUCUCAAGUCAACGCCUGUUACAGACAGGGGCAGUGCUAGCACCUCCGAGCCUCCGACUGCCAACAUAAAGCCAACACCUGUAGUAGCCUCGGCUAGCAAGCAAGCCGUCAACCCAGGGAAUAAACCCACUCCAAGGGCAAGCAUCAGGCCCAUGAUCACCCCUGCCACUGUGCCCACCCCAACGCCCACGGCCACCGUCAUGCCCACCACACAGGUUGAGACCCAGGAGGCCAUGCAGACUACAGAGGGCCCACCAGUGGAGCAUGUGACCGUGUACGGGAGUGCCAGUGGUUCCGUGCGCUCGGCAAGCCCCAACAUCCAGACCACGUUAGCGAGCCCCAUGUUAACCGUGCAACAAACCCAAACGCAGGCCACGGCUUUUGUCCAGCCAACACAGCAGCAGAGCGUCACCCACGCGGAGCCACUCAAUCAGGAGCCACCACCCGUGGUCAUCGAGGCAACACCCAGCUCGCAGGUGGAAUGGCCUUCGACGUCUUCCACCUCUGCUGUAUUUGGGACUGUUUCUGCAACUCCUGGAUCUUCUUCCUUAUCCAAAAGACCCCGCGAAGAAGAGGAAAGUAGCACUAUGGUCACAGAAACAGAGGCCCCUCCGGAGGACACCACCCGGGCUCCCAUACCAAAGAAGCUACGUAUUAUCCAAAGAGUUGGUCCAGAGGAGGAAAUGAUGGCCGAUGACAACGCUGAGGCUGAAGGGGUGGUACCAACAGACAGUCAAGACGUCGCGGAAACCAGUCAGACAGAAGAACUUGCAGCCCUGGAAGAUGAUGACGAGACGACAGCCUCUCAAUCCACCACCAUGUACCAAGAAGUUGCUUUAGCACAAAGCGAAACGCCCGAGCAGCAGCUGGAGGUCAUCGUCAUAGUCACCGAUACAGAGAGCGAGGAAAACCCCGAAGAGGGAGAUGAAGAGGAAGACGAGCAGGACUACGAAGAAGGCGACGAAGAGGAAGAUGAAGAGGAGGAAGAAGAAGAGGAGGAGGAGGAAGAAGACGACGGGGGGAUGGGAGAAGGCCAGGAGAGCAACGAAGGGAGCGGAGAAGGCAACGAGGCCUACGAAGGCGAUGACACAGAGGGAGCUGAUGUAACCGACCCGGGGACAGAGACUGAGGAGAGUUUGGGGGCGUCUGACUCCACCCAGAGACCAGCGGAUUCCCAGACGGCCAGUUUUGAGAGCACAACAAUGGAGGCAUUCUGUACUGACCAACCCAUCACAAGCUCCGGUAUACGUAUGCCACAGUCGCCAAGAAGAACAACACAUCCACUGCCCCCUCGUCCCUCAUCAGAGCUAGGACCACCCACUCAGAUGUCCCAGCGCAUCCCUGCGCGUCGCCAGUCAGUCGGCAGGGUCCCUCAGCUCUCCUCCGGGGUCCCCAGCAGUGCUCACCUAUUUGACGAGGACGACCGCAUGGUUCCCAACACUCCCACGUUGGUUGUGCCGCACCGCUCCGAUGGUUUUGACCAGGCCGUCCAUUCUUCCCAAGUGGCUGCAAGCCGGAGCUUCCGUUUUGGCCAAUCGGACGACGUGCCGCAGACUAGCUCAGAUCUAAGUCAGCUUGCAUCUCAAGGAGGUCUCGGCAUGUUUGAAAGCCCCAUGUUCCUCGCGUCCCAUGAAGAGGAGUCUGGCGGACGCAGCGUCCCCACCGCACCACUCCAAGUGGCGGCCCCAGUGGUUUCUUCAGACGCCAUGGAGCAGGCCUCUCAGUCGGUUCCCAUGGUGAGCACCUCCACGCCCGGCCUGGUUGUGCCCGGCAUGGCUGGUACAAGCGAGGAUCGAGAUGACGUCUUCCUGGAGUCAGACCCUGAUAAUUCCAGGCCCAGUGCUGAAAGUUCAGUGGAUGCUGUGGUGUCUCAGGAUGAUUUGGUGGAGCCUAGUCAGCCUUCUGACACGACCAACCUGCCAUCCACCAGCCAGGAACCUUCCUCCAGCUCUGCAGAUACAAGCAGUGUUCUAACCAGACCGGGACCCAGCAGGCAGCUGCAGCGCUGGCCGGAGAGUCGCGGUGGGCGAGUUAAGCGAGGAGGCCAAGCAUUUCCUUCACGGGGGGUCCAUGGCAGACGUAUCGCCAGAUGAAGCUUCAACGAUGGGAAACGUCCCUGACAGAACUUCUGUCAUUCCCGGGGUUAGCAUUUUUUUAAAAUCAUACAAAUACAAAGGAUAUGUUUUCACAGUCCAUACUGAAGUGAUGUGUUAUUUUAAUAAAUGUUAUUAAAAGUUGUCAACUAUUACAAUGUUAAGGUUAACUUCUUGAAGCGAUGCGUCGCCGUUCUUUAGAGGGUCUUUGGACAUUUGAUGAAGUUGUUCUGAGAGGAAGGGUUUCCUCUUGGGGAAGUGAUAACGGGUCGGUCGGUGUCCAUCCUGAUGUUGUACGAUUUAGCUGCAAAAGACACACAAGCACAUGAACUUGGACAUAUUGCCAGAGACUCAAUGUUGCAGAUCUAUGAAGCAGUUGAACGGCAUUGUAGUUUUGAUAAAAUAGCAACCAAAAAUCGCAGGAGAUCACUGCUGAAUACAUCUUAGAAAGAAAGAUGCUAAAAUCAUCACACAGCAACUUAAGACUCAAAAGGUA